AGGUGGAUACCAAGACCGAGGGGAAAGACGGGGAGGUUAUCACCAUGACAACUACAACAACAGAAGAGGUCAUCAACAGGGUUACAGGGAUUACCAUGGUAACAGGGAAGAUAAUCGUGGAUACAGAGACAGUUAUAACCGAGACAGAUCUGGUUAUGGUGGUUAUAACCAAGGUCGUUACCAUGACAACAGAGGUUAUGGAGGAUAUAGAGACAGAGAUCAAAGAUGAAAAUAUGAUUCAAAUGAAUUCAAAUUUA
This is a messenger RNA of Saccostrea cuccullata (small rock oyster), 257 nucleotides long. RefSeq lists its product as uncharacterized. The record is from RefSeq and is a predicted model, not a curated record. Lineage: Eukaryota; Metazoa; Mollusca; Bivalvia; Ostreida; Ostreidae. The annotation marks the transcript as partial. The transcript has a single exon.